Gigantopelta aegis is the source of this 9149-nucleotide messenger RNA. RefSeq names its product tudor domain-containing 6-like. The coding region runs from base 30 to 6035 and encodes 2001 amino acids. Gene Ontology annotation, molecular function: RNA binding. The transcript is spliced from 32 exons. NCBI's taxonomy places the organism in Eukaryota, Metazoa, Mollusca, Gastropoda, Neomphalida, Peltospiridae. The record is from RefSeq and is a predicted model, not a curated record.
ACUACCCGUAUUUUAAAAACAAGAAUCGAAUGCUUAUGCUCACCGAAACUGGUCCACCCAUGAUACCAAAACCACAGGUAUCGUCCGUGGACAUCCCAAAAAAUUCAUGUAAAUGUGAAAUAAGUUUUGCAAUCUGUAGCCAUUUUAUGCCUUUUUUCUUUUCUUUUUUCUUGGCCACUUACAGGUCUGAAGAAGACAUGAAUGGGUGGGACCCAAGAGCUGAGGAUUUUAAUGAUGACCUAUUCAACUCUUACAAUAUGUCAAUAAAAAAAAAACAAGGUGCAGUGCAACUGUUUGUGACUGGGAUUCCAAGUGAAUUGACUAAUGACGGACUACGGAAUUUAUUCCUUGACGCUGGUUAUGUUGAAGAGGCCAAGGUAGUGACUUCGAAGAACUCCCGGUCUGAUUCUACUUUUGGAUUUGUUACUAUGAAAUCACUGAGUGAAGCAGAAAAGGCCAUGCACUGUUUUGAAGGUUAUCGUAUUCAGCGAUGUCAACUUCACGUGAAAAUAGCAAUGACUGCAGCAGAGAAGGAGGCUAAACUUCGGCAGCAAAAGGAAGAAGAAGAAUUUCUCAGUUCACUGGGCCAGCAUCAACAGAAUGUUAAUAAUAGUCAUGAAAGUGAUGAAAAGGUUCCACUGGAUAAUACAUGUACAGCAAGCUCCACAAAGAUGACACAACCAAGGGCAAAAGGUCGUGCAGCUAAAGAAGACCCACCAGGCUCGAGGGUGCAAGGUGGUGCUAGUGCAAAAGUACAUAGAAAUUCACCUCAGGAUGAUGGAUAUGAGUCAGAAAAUUUUGGUAAAUUAAAAAUUACCAGUAACAAUCCAUCUGCAUAUAUCAGACCAUAUCAGACGAAGACUGGUUUAGGUCGUGGCAGUAAGGUGAAUAAAACUCGCAAAAAUAAACCUCUCUUUCCAGGAAUGGGUCGAGAUCUGAAAGCGGGACAAGAUGCAGGCACUGCAUUUGAAAGACCACCUUUAAUUCAUCAUCCUGAACCUUCACCACUACAUUUUGGAGCAGGAUAUGGUCCAGGGUGGGAAAGGCCGCCAAUUCUUCCUUACCCUGAUCAUGCAGGAUAUGGACCAAGUUUUGGUCGAGGCUAUUGGCAUGGCCCACCUUUAUUAGGACCUCAAGGUCUAUAUGGGUUUGAUCAUCCAUUACCUCGGUUCAGGCCUGGAUUGAGUCGUGGGUAUGGGAAAUAUCCCAAUGAAUUCUACAAUUGUAGGCCCCAGGCUCCAAGACCCUAUAAUGGAUAUGGUGAAGAGAGGCGUCAACGACCAAGAGAUGAAGGAUUCAAUCGUACAUUUAUUACUCCAGCAGCCAAAGAAACAGAAAAGAGGAAGCAGAAAUUUCAUUGCAUAGCUUGUAAACAGCCAGCAUCAAAAAAAUGUGGUCGAUGUAAGCUUCCAUAUUGUAGUUCCACUUGCCAGAAGAAGCAUUUUCCCGAACACAAGGAAACAUGUUUACAACUAUCCUUGAUGGCUAGAAAUGAUUGUGAUCCAGAAAAGCUUGAUUCUCAGUUUGAUGUCACAGUUAACAUGGAUGAUGUCACACAAUUUCAGAGAUCAUUUGAUCAGCUGGUAACAGACGUUUCAGAUUCUGAAUCACUAAUUAGUAGAGAGCCAAGACCAAUAAGGAAAAAUGCUCAUAGACGAGAGAAGGUGGACAAGAGCAAAACUGCUGGACAGGCAAAAGCUGACAAGCCUGUUCGAAAACCUGUAAUAGAUGUGAAGAUCAAGAAUGCUGUUACAAAACACGUCUAUCGAGAAUAUGAUAUUAUCACUAUGACCCUGCCAAUAAAAACUAAAAAAAAGGUGUGGGUUUCUCAUGUCGAUAGUCCUUCUGAGGUGUGGAUACAGGUCGCAUCUGAAGACCUUACGAUGGUUCUUACCAAUAUUGCUGCACAAACAAAGGAGUUGGGAACAUUUGAAGGCAAUCCACAGAUUGGAGAUUUGUGCCUAGCAAAGGCAGUGAAUGAAAAAUGGUAUAGAUCAUCAGUGGUGGCUGUUAAGUCUUCCGGACAGUUUCAAGUUCGAUACUUGGACUUUGGCAACAUGUGCUGUGUGUCGGCCACCAACCUGCAACCUCUGCCUAAAAGCAUGCUUUCUCCAUCAGCACAGGCUGUCCGUUGUUGUAUUGCUGGUAUUCUGCCUGUGAAGGGCUCUGUCUGGAGUGAUGAAGCCAAGAAGGUAGUGUCUUCUAUUGUGCGUACUGAUACAGAUUACACAGUGGAGGCAAUUGAAAAACAUGGUGAUCUUUACUUGAUCAACCUGUAUGAAAACAACAGUGGUAUUAAUAUUAUCCAAAGACUAAUCAGUGCAAGAGUAGCUACACCAGUUUUAAGUCACUCGAAGAUAAUGGCCAGUGAUAUGAAGUCCCUUGUGGAUGAGCUGCAGGUAGGACAGGAGCUCAAUCUGUACUUUGUGGACUGUAAGUCGCCUUCUGACUUCACGGCUCAGAUCCUGGAGGAAGUGCGGGUGCAACAGUUUCAACAGAUGUUGCGAGACGUUGUAGAAGACAUGGCAGCCAAUGCACCAAUCACUCCAUACAGACCUGAAGUUGGAGAGAUGGUUUUUGGUCGUUACACUGCCGAUGACUGUUGGACAAGAGCAGAAGUAAUUAACGUCACUGACAUAAAAGCCAAGAUAAGAUAUAUUGACUAUGGUAACAUAGAAGAGUUGGAGUUCUCUCGCAUUACUGCACUCAAACAAACAUUUUCUUCUCUCCCAGGUCAAGCUAUCAGAUGCUUCCUCAGUGUCCAACAAACUCCCAAACAGUGGUCUGAUGAAGAUAUUGCAAAAUUCAAAGAGCAGAUUGGAUUUGGAACAGAACUUGCUCAUAUAUGUGUAGUAAAAGCUAAGUCAGCAGACCGCAUUGGUUUAGAAAUCUUCACGGCAUCUUCGCAGCCACUGUCAGACAUGUUUUCAGCCCUCCAGCCAGCACCACAUAGUCCAGCACCAGAACCUGCCUUGCCCAUCAUGGCAGAUUCCUUACAGUCUGUAACACUGCCAGUGGAUGCUUCACUGGUACGGGCCACUGUAGUGGAUAUUGUUUCCUUCAACAACUUCAGCAUUCAUCUCGUUUCAGAGACUUCAAUUCAGUAUUUGAAACAGUUGAUGCUUGACAUAUCCACAUAUGUGGAAUCGGCAGAAGAUCGGCCAAAUCCCAUUGUGGGUGAGCUUGUCUGUGCCAAAUUCUCCGAUGGUCAGUGGUACCGGUGUAAAGUAGAACAAGUCAAAGAUGACCACUGUGUGCUGCUGUUUGUGGACUUUGGAAACGAGGAUAAAGUAUCCAAGACCUUGAUCAAGACAUGUGACAAAACAUUUGUCAACAUGCCUAUUCAGGCUGUGAAAGGUAGACUUGCAGGAGCCGUGAAAACAUCGGAGGCUGAUCUACAGAGCUUUGCCACCCUUGUUUUAAGUUGUGUCAACAAGUUCAAGGUGUUGUCAUACGACAGUUCAGAGUAUGAAGUUGAGAUUUUCUUGUCUGAUGGACAGUGUCUGAAUGACAGGUUCAGAGAGGCGCCUCUUGCUACGUCCAAGGACCCAGCCAUGCUUGAGAAAUCCAGCUUGCCUGUACAGACCUCACUGACUAUCACUGCUAUUAAGCCAGUGCUGCAUGAGAUUCAGCCAGUUGCCAUUUCUUUUGUGACUGAUCCAGGAAACUUUUGCUGUCAACUAUUGAGAAAAGAGUUCAAGGAGCUUUCUCAAAUAACUCCAAGUAUGGUCGAGUACUGCACAAAAGAUCCUGUACCAAAAGGCUUCAGCCCUCAAGUGGGUGAUUUCUGCUUUGGUCAGUUUUCUGGUUCCUUUUACCGUGCAAGAGUAGAGAAAAAGCUUCCAAAGGGUUUAUUUGAACUGAAGUAUGUCGAUUAUGGCAAUGUUGAGUCUGUCUCCAUAGAUGACAUGAGGCCAAUGGUGAAAGAGUUUGCUGAAAUUCCAUACCUGGCUGUCCGGUGUUCACUGCAUGGAUUGCAGCCCAAGGAAGGUUCUUGGAGUGAAAAAUGCAGCGAUAUGCUAAGACAGUUCAUGGGCAAGAUUAUGAUGUUGAAAGUUGAAGAUGAAACUAAUGCAAGCUACAGUGUCAGUUUGGUGCAAAAUGAAAAGCCAAAUGUUCAUGUUGCUGAGAUGCUUCUGAACAAAGGCUUUGCUCUUUCAAAACUUGAAAAAGAUGAACCUUCUGCCUCAACUCCAACUAAACAAAGUGUGUCGCCUACUAUUCCUUCACUAGCAGGAAGUCUGCACGUUGGACAACAGUUCCAAGUGAUAAUUUCAAAUUAUUGCCCACCUGACCGGCUGACCGUGGAAAUUGUUGACCAGGAGAUACUGGACAAGAGGAAUGAGCUGCAGGCUGAACUGAACCAAGCUGUUGCCAACUUGCCCACUGUCGGUCUUAGCCCUCAGGUGGGAGAUUAUGUAGUGGCUCAGUUCUCGGAAGACCAACAGUGGUAUCGAGCAAAGGUUGAAAUCAUUUCUGACACAAAACUUAGUGUUUUUUAUGUUGAUUUUGGAAACAAAGAAGAUGUUGAACUAAAGAACAUCCGACCUUUGCCAACAGAAUGGUCCAAGCAGCCAGCUUUUGUAGUGAAUUGCAUCAUUGAGGGAGUCCACCGAGCAAACAACGAUGAAGUGUUAAUGGCAGAAAAAGGUGAACUUUGCCAGAAGAUAUUGGGCAUAUUUUUACUGUCUGUGGAAAUGCCUCUAGCCCAAGCAGAAGUGAAGAGUCUAGAAGGAGAUCUGAUUGGCAUUGACCUGUACAAGGACAAUUAUGUGCUGUCGUCCGAACUCACAUCUGUUCUGUCAUCAAAGAAACCUUCUGUAGUCAUGUCUUCAGACAUGUCCUCAGCAGAGCUACCCAUUGACGGAUCCCUGGUCGACUGUGAAUUCAUCCAUGUGGAAGAUUUAACCAACUUCUUUGUCAGGAAAGAUGACAUCAAAUGUAGAACCGCGUUACAUGAACUGAUGGUGAACUUGAACAGUUCAUGCAAGGGUCUUACAGAGAGUCACAAACCGAUCGUUGGAGAAGUGGUAGCUGUGAAUUUCAGUGAGGACAACACAUGGAAUAGAGGUCUGGUGUUUGAGGUUACUGGUCAGUCGUGCAGGGUCAACUUUAUUGACUUUGGAAACAGUGAACAGGCAACAUUCUCCUCGAUAAGAAAGCUUGAUUCAAACUUUUCCAAAUUGCCAGUACAAGCUAUCCCAUGUGGUCUGGUUGAUGUUCCCCAAAAAGACUUGUCCUCUGAAAAAGUAAAGCAAACAUUUAUGAAUCUGGUUGCUGCCAAAAAGGUGAAAGUGAAAGUUGUCCCAUCAGACAAUCAGCACCGAUAUGCUAUUGAGGUCUUUUUGCCUGAUGGUAGCAAUGUAAGGGAAUUGCUGCAUGAAAAAGAAGUCACACCAACGGUGACAGUCGAAUCGCUCACGUAUCACCAGCCAACAGAAGCCGAGUUCCAGGUGGCAAUCCAGGAUGUUGUUAGUCCAUCACAGUUUUAUUGCACAGAACUUGACAUUAAAGCGAUGGAGGAGCAGACUGCCCUGAAUGCAGCUCUGACUGAGUGCUGUCACGACCCCUCCACACCCAGAUGCACAGACCUGAAAGUUGGAGACCUUUGCUGCGGCCUGUUUGAUGGAGAAUGGUUUCGCGGUGAAGUAAAGAAAGUACUCCCUGGUAAUCGUGUCAGUUUGUUCUACAUCGACUACGGCAACACCAACGAGGUGGAUCUGUCUGACACGCGCAUCCUGCUGAAGGAGCAUGCACAAGCUAAAGUGAUGGCCAUCCACUGCAAACUGCAUGAUGUGCAUCCUGUUGGUGCAGAAUGGGAUGCAAAAGCUGUGGAAUUUCUCUCCCAACGAAAAGAAAAGCUGCUGAAUGCUUCUGUUGUAAAUGUUCAGAAUCAUGUUUACAAAAUCCAGUUAACUGAUCCUGAGACAGAUACAGACUUGGCAAAGGAGAUGGUCAUCAAUGGCUUGGCAUUAGAUGAUGCAACAAUUAAAAAGCAGAUAGAAGCUUUGAGUGCAAAACUUGCAUUGUCUUGAAGAAGCCAUAGGUAGUAGCAUGUUGAAGGAAAGCAACAACAACAAGAGUAGAAAAAAGAUGUAAGCAGUAGAAUGUGGAAGGAAACCUGGCACAAAAAGAAAAUGGAAAGUGUCCUUAAUUAACAGAAUUUUGUAAUUGUCUCCAUGGUUUCACAUUAUGACCUGCACUUAAAACAACUGAACCUUUUCUCUUAAACUGAAGGUAGUAACAGUAGUGGUGGUAGAUAUGUAUGCAUUUGAAGUUUCCAUAGGUCAGUUUUAUAUUUUGUAUGUUUACUUUGCAUUCAGAGUUUUUAAGUUCUGGAUACACUAUUUGGAAAUAAAGGGAAGUAAAUAGCAAAUGCCCAAUAUACAGUGAACUCUCUUUAUAACAGCCAUAUUGGUGCUGUACAGGUCUUGCCGUUAUAUCGAAUUUGAAAGUGAUUAAAAAAAAAUUAAUAUGCACAUGCUGUAUUAUAUUUAAUAAACUUCUGACACAGAAACAAAACUAAACAACAAAAUAAUAUAUUUUAUAUAUACGUAACAGUACGGUGUGCGUACACAACAAUCUGAAUAUCACAUACUGUAACAUAAUUUCUAGCAGAAUGUCUCCAACUGUCGACCUGUUAAGACUAUUUCGCCAUUCUGUGCUAAUAUGGCUAGCAAUUUCAUUGUGUGUGUGUUUAGGGUGACUCUUUGAAAUUGGUUACUUGUUUUUCACUUAACAAAAUGUCUGUACGACGUCACUUCACCUGAGGCUGUGACAUUUUCUCCAUAUAAAUCGUAAAUAAAUGAAAAAUAAUCUGUAUUCGUAUAUCCCAAACUGUCUGUUAACAAAAUUUGACAAUAGUAAUUGAACUCGAAGAACAUAAUGUGAGAUGUUUUAAUUACUUCCCACCCUGGUUCUAAGACACUAGUGUUAAACAAUAGACCUUGUAAUCACUACGUUGCAUGUGCGAUUAACCACACCUAAUCCGGUGUGCACAGGUAGUCUUACGGUGGGAACCGACGGCGCUCAAAAACGGUGCAACUAUUUAACAAAACAACUUUACUAAUUACAGAUAUACACCUGCCAGUAAAUCUGUGUGUCAUAAUAAAGAACAAACAAUACAUUUGAAAUACACGUUUGUUAUCAACAAUUACUACUGGUAUAUUUGAAUAUUCCAUUGUAAUGAUCAAAAUGAAACGGAUGCACAUUUGUUCCCAGUCAAAGUGUGCCGGAGCCCUAAUAUUCCUUAAUAAUGAAUACCACUAUAUCUUAUUUCCAUAAAUGUAUUUUUAAAAUGUGACCCACCUGGGUGAAUUCAGUCAAAAGUUGCAAAACAAAUUAACAAAUUGGGAGUUACAUGCAUACUCUGAACCUGUACAUGUUCAGCAUCAUUUUGGUGCAAAACUUAUUGAAAUAUAUUAAUUUGUCGGAGUUUGAGUAUAAAUGUUUGGGGUAUAUGACAACUUAUUUUGAGAUAAUGGCCACUGAAAACUUAAAACUCAAAUCAGUUUGUUCUAUGCCACUUUUCAUUAUGUCAUUAAUUUCAUGGUCUGUUGUGACUUCAGGAACAGAAUGGUGAUAUAGCACAGGAAGAGUAGAAUCAUUCAACACAGGUACACGAUAAUCAUAUAACACAGCAUUUGCAACAUUUGAAAGUGUAUUGUGAUUGUUACUGGCACUGUACCAAUUAACAUUUCCAAAAUAGGCCUGGGAUGUCUGUAUGAGGACAAGUACUCUCUCUCCAUCAGAAGAAACAAUCUUGUCCUCAUCAUUUUUCUCAUCAUCUUAGAAAUAUUCACAGAUCAGAUUAAUCCAGAGAUCAAUAGCAAAUGUAACAACAUUAUUCAUGCCCAAACUAGAUAAACAAAUACUUAGACAUAUUUUAUGUGGUACUCAGUUUUUGCCUGUAAUUUUGUUAACCAUUUGCACCACUUAAACUUUUUGUGUUCAACUUUUUAAAACCUCUCACAAUAAGAGAUUCUUUUGUACACGUGGUAAAUAUAUCACAGUGUAAUGUAAUGUAAUCUAUCGUAAUGUUAUAUAAAUUCCGAAUUAUGCUACAAAUACAGCCAUAUAUAUUUAUACUGCUGUAAACAAUUACCCAGAAUGCCAGAGUGGGCCAGUCACGGGUGAUAUAUCAGUUAGCUGCCUAGCAACAAACCAGGUUGUUUAUGGUUGGUUUAGGAAAAGUGUUAAAGUUGAUUAAGUUAAAUGCGAGUAGUCUGAGAUAUUAAGUUAAACAAUAAAGUACUGUUUUCUGUCAAAAUCACAAUUUUAAAGAGGUAUUGGAUUUUUUUACUAAUUGCCAGUUGUACAAAAUGGUCUUCUGCGAUAUGCAACUAAUUUUGCCAGAGUGGGUCACAAAUGAAUCUUUGUAUUGUUCAUCAUGGUUUUAUGCAUUUUCAUUCAGCAAAUGCUUAAAGGAUUAUUGUUUUUAAUAAAAACAAUAGAUAAGGAUAUUUCAUUUGUAAAUUUCAUUGCACUAGUUUUCUUGUUUUCCAGGUUUAUUGGUUUAUCUUAGUGAACUGCUUGCUGAAUGUGUAGAAACUGGAUACUUGUUGAGUUAACCCUAUCUUUGCACAUUGUAAACAUUUUCACUUGCCAGACUCAGUUCUUUGUUGAUAUUUGUUUGUAUUUUCACAUGAUCGUACAAUAUGCAAAUUAUGCUGUUAUUUUUAGCUUUAUUUUGUAAAUGUAAGUUUAAGGAUAAGCAUUUGAGUUAGGUUGAUGCUGUUUGCAUAUUAAUUCUUUUCAUAUUUCCAUAUAGUAAAUAGCAGUGAGCGUGAUCAAGUGGUUUUGAAAUUAGGAGGCUUUUUGAAAAAAGUAGGCAGCAGGGUCUACAAGAUGUGGUCAGUUCUGAAGCAACUCCUAAAAUUAUAGCUAAAACAAUAGAGAGAUUUAGGCAAAGUAUUACUUGUAAUCUGUGGAAACAUAUGCAUAGUGAUUCAUUUGCAACUUUAUAUAGCUGUUUGGCAGUAUGCUAAUAUGAACAUCUGAUGUUAUCCAGAUUCAGGUAUUUUCUUUUACAGGCAUCGAAAUAAGCCGAGAACGGUCAUUUGGGUUGCCAGGGGGUUACCACUUGUCAAAAAAGUCGAGCAGUAUUUUGUUGUUCGCUGAAUCUUAUUAAAGUAUAAGUACACCACUUA